Messenger RNA from Corylus avellana, 396 nucleotides. Lineage: Eukaryota; Viridiplantae; Streptophyta; Magnoliopsida; Fagales; Betulaceae. The record is from RefSeq and is a predicted model, not a curated record.
AUGAUCUAUAUAUGCUUAGAAUAUAUCGAUAGCAGGUUGGAUGAGUUCAUGGCAGGCUUCAAUGCAAUAUCUUUGAAGCUAAAGGAGAUGUAUCAGAUGAUCACUUUUGGGGGUGACGCCGAACUUGAGCUUGUGGACUCUUUGGAUCCUUUCUCUGAAGGUGUUGUUUUCGGUGUAAGGCCACCGAAGAAGAGCUGGAAGAAUAUUGCCAAUUUAUCGGGUGGCGAAAAGACUCUGAGUUCAUUAGCUCUUGUUUUCGCACUUCAUCACUACAAGCCAACUCCGCUGUAUGUAAUGGAUGAAAUUGAUGCUACGCUGGACUUCAAAAAUGUUUCUAUUGUGGGGCAUUAUGUAAAGGACCGGACAAAAGACACACAAUUUAUAAUUAUAAGGUAG